AUGAGGGCCCCAGAUCAGCUCCUGGGGCUAUUGCUGCUCUGGCUCCAAGGUGCCAGAGGUGACAUCCAGGUGACCCAGUCUCCAGCCUCACUUUCGGCAGCUGUAGGAGACACAGCCACCAUCACUUGCAGGGCCAGUGAGGACAUUAACUAUGGCAUACAUUGGUAUCAAAAGAUAUCAGGAAAAGCCCCUAAACAGCUGAUUUAUGUGGCAGAUCAAUGACUUUCUGGGGUCCCAGCAAGGUUCAGUGGCAGUGGAUCUGGGACAGAUUUCACUCUCACCAGCAGCAGCCUGCAGCCUGAAGAUGUUGCUGUUUAUUUCUGUCUACAGGGCUAUGAUAGCCCUCCCACAGUGAUAGAAGCCAUGACCUAA
This is a messenger RNA of Fukomys damarensis (Damara mole-rat), 372 nucleotides long. Its product is annotated as immunoglobulin kappa variable 1-39. Gene Ontology annotation, biological process: immunoglobulin production; immune response. The record is from RefSeq and is a predicted model, not a curated record. NCBI's taxonomy places the organism in Eukaryota, Metazoa, Chordata, Mammalia, Rodentia, Bathyergidae. The transcript has 2 exons.